AACGACCAUGUUCGGGUAGGGGUCGACAUGGCGGAGCCAGACCAUACUUCUAUGCACAACUUUGCAUACCACCCCAGUGUUGCCAGUUGGGUACAGUCCACCGCGUUGGCACAGCUCGACAGCGCCUCUGAUGAAGCCGCUGGACAGCCUGCUGCCGCUGCUCCUGAUGACUUUUACAAACCAGUACCCGUAUCCACGCCCUCUGCUGCCGCCUCGACCGAUUUCGAACCGCUGCCAUCUUCUUCCUCUCCCGCCGAUAUGACGACUGUACGCCCACGCCAGCAGACGCCCAACGGGGCUACGCGCACCACUCCAAGACUCUCAGUGCGAUCCGUCUCCGGCUCUGUGACCUCGACGACCUCUACACCUCGAUCAGCUCCUCAGAUACCGGCCAACCGACCGACGGUGAGAAGUCUCGCCCAAAAAUUCAACCAGCCCACCUCGGCCGAUUCGUCUCCGUCGAGCUCGCGUGCUCAUCCCGUUCGACAACCGGCCGCGGCAGCGGCGAAAGAUGCUCCUUCAUAUGGGGGGUACAAAUUCAAUAAUCUGAAGGCGAGGGAAUCGACGUCGACGUCGGCAUCAAACGGUCGGCGUACAGCAAACGGAGCGAGAUCUAGCUUGGGUCAGCAGCAGCAGCCCGCCCCUUCACCUUCGCCAGCGCGAAAGCCAGUCACCUCACCAACGCGGGGCCCCGGGAAAAAACCGUUUUUCGGUGAAGUCGUGGGCAACCACGAUUCCACAACGCCAGGGUUCGGGAUAUCAGAGAAUAUGGAAGAGGCGCGGCGUGAGAGCAACUCAUAUUUCCCCGCGCCCACUGAAUCGUCUUCGACAAUUAAGCUUGUAACAGAGGACGUGCACCCACCCCCAGAAGCUUCUCAGGCAGAAACUUUGUCGCCUCGUCGCCGGCGACCUACCAACGAAUUACACUCCCAAACACCACAAGCGGAACCAAUGACGCCGCAACCAACGCCGCCAGAUGGUGGUACGCCACGCAAGAACGCUCCACCCUCACGGAUCCCCGUGGCAUCAAGACGCAUGAGCGCAUCCUCCAACUCCAGCUCCUCGACGAGAUCUUCCAAGUUCGCCGGCGUGCGCCCUGCCGGCCACAACAUGAAAUCCCCCUCCAAAAUGACAAGAGUCCCCGUCGGUAGAACAGCUAUUGCGUCUCGAUCCACCUCCAAACCCACCGCCGCCGACACCCAGCAAAUGCUGCCAGCGAUAUCAUACCGCGGCUACCGUGAACGCGGCAAGUCUCCCCAGGCUGCAAACACCGGUCCCAGCGUCUCCGCCGUCAUUACUGCCCCACCACCACCCACGUCGCCGCGUCUGCGCAAUUCACGAGAACGCCAGCUUCUUCAAGAAUCCCCAGGACCUGGAGGCUCAUCCGCCAAAACCACCGACCCUUACGCUACUCAGGACUACUUCACCAACGGCGACACCCCGAUCACGCAAACAUUGCAAAUGAUCAAUACAGAGCCUGUGGUGAGCAAGCCAUCUGUGAAGCUUGUUUACUCAGAUCCAGAAAGCCAAAAUGUGACAAAUAAUAUGCCUUCCCAGCAGGAUGUGCCAGUGAUUGAUUCGGGUCAAGAUGCCGUCCCGCAGGGAUCGCUCAGUCUUUCCACAGCUGGGUUGCCACUGCCUCCUGCUGGGCAGUCAUUGUCCACUGCAACGAGCUUUGAAUACGACGACUCUCCUAUCCUUGGAAUGCCAGGAAGCUUUUUGACUACACCUCCCUUGGCUCAGCAUACCCCGCCGACGAACUCGAAUCAAUCCAACGUACAGAAAGAGCAGGUUACAGUUGUGCCCCCGCAAGGCCAUGAACUAUUACAGGCACGAGCCUUCCAGCCGCCUUCCGCUCAAAAUGAGCAGACCCAGAAGAUACGUGAGGCGCAAACACACACACCAGAACCGCCUUCAGAGAUUGGAUUCAGGGAAUCGAUACCGAUCAUGCUUGGAGUUGAUGGAGCGAACGAUGCCUGGGAUCCACUGCCGAGCCCCCCAAAGAUUUCGCCGCGAAUAGAUACGGCCAAGUACAAUCGGUCGUCGGAUUCAACACCACAUGCAGAAGAGGAGUCCCCAAUAGACCCAUUCAGGAACCGUGAUUCAAUCAGACCUGAAGAUUCUGCAAGCAUGGUUGCGUACCCAUGGCAAAGUGGUCCGCCGCGGCAAUGGGACCACCCCAAUGUGGCCGACCCUCUAGCAGUACCUUUGGGCAGUGAAGCCCAUAAUGCCAUCAAAAACGUGCUCAAUACAUACCAUUCGUCAGAGGCCAUUACCCCAGAGGUAGCGCAGGAUGCAAAAAUGCAGAUAAAUAAAGUAUCGCCCUUGCUCGCACAGCAUCAAAGCUGGGAUACCAAAGAAGCUACUGAAACAUACCUCGCAAGACUGCUCAGCGAUGUUGAGGCUAACGCCCAGAGGAAACCCGUCGAGAGGCCUCGCCGGCAAUACGACCGUGCGAUUUCAAGGCCGGCGUCAAGAACUUCCCCUUUUAUGAGCCCCUUCAUGAAUUCCAGCAUUCGGGCCUUGACGGCCGAGCCAGAAGAGCCGUCCACUGGUGGUACGGCUAUUAUUUUCCCCACUGAAUCCAAACGAUACUCGCGCGGCUCACGCACCUCCAACGCUUCAACAACAACCACAAUCUGGGAAGGGACAAGCCGACCUGACAGCUCUUCGGGUGUCUCCUUACGGGGGCCAUCAGGUACCAGCCCUGGGGUAAUGCCGAGCAAUCUAGGUCACUCGAGAGAGGAUAUCCAUAGCCAUGAAGAACAGAAGCAAAGGGGGAGCAGUGCUCCGCUGACUUCGACGGUUGAAUCCAGUAGCGGAUUAAGUUUGCCGAUGCCCGCAUCCCAGCACCAAUUCCAAUCUCCAGCAGAACCACCGCAGCAUACUCCACCACGGCCACCCUAUUCCCCUCCACCACCUCCCGGCGCGCCAAAAACAGUGGAUCGCCUGCUUGGAGAGACUUUGCAGGAAUUUGCACAGCAAGGACCACGAAUUAGACCCCCGAUCCCCGUCACUCAACUCUCUUCGCAGUUUCAGAGUGGUGCAGAAGUGCUUCCAUCAGAGACUGUACCCUCUCCUGCUUCCUUCGACCCUACUCAGUCUGAAGAGCGUGCCAGCUUGGCUGAAGAACCGCAAUUCGAUAAAGCCACCUUAUUGGUUAGGAAGCGUUAUCGUGUCAUCGAAGAAUUGACAAAAACCGAGCACAGUUUUUGCGUCGACAUGAUGGUCGCGCACCAGAUUUUCGAGGGCACCUCCAAAGACGUUCUCACUGACGCGGAACGGCGCCUUCUGUUCAGCAACUGCAGAGAUCUUGAAGCAUUCUCUCACGACUUAUGGAAACGGCUGAAAGACGCAAUCAGGCCUGUGGUCAAUCAAACCCCACCUAGCGAGAACUCGAGCGAGCCAUAUGACGAAUUCAUCUGCUGUACCCCUGACAACGACCGACAAGUAAGGAUUGGCGAGAUCAUGCUGCAAGCCACACAGAAGAUGGAGCGGGUGUACACAACCUACUAUCUCAACUACAGCGACGCUUCUGACUUCAUAAAAAAGAAUCAGGACAACCCGGAGCUUCUUGGAUGGGUCAUGGCCUGCUUUCAACAUUGUCCAAAUCUUACCACCGCGUGGGAUCUGGAUUCUCUCCUUGUCAAACCGUGUCAACGCAUGUUGAAGUAUCCGAUCCUCCUUGACGAUCUGAUUGCGAAGACUGACCCCGAUCAUCCUGAUCUUUCAAAUCUCAAAAAGGCAAACGAGAACAUCAAGGCCAUUGCAUUACGCAUAGAAGACGCCAAAUCACGCCAACAAACGUUACGUGCUGCCACGUCUGAGGGCAAAAAGGCAAAGAAGAAGGGCCGGUUCAGCAACAACAUUGUCAAGUCACUCAUAUCUAACAAAGACCGAGCAAAGAACUUGCAAGAAGCUGCACUCGUUUUUGAGGACCAGGAAUACAACCAGAUCACACAGAAAUUUGGUGGGCAUUUCUUUCAGAUACAGAUUGUCAUUCGUGACUUUGAUCAGUAUCUUGAUGCUAUCAGUGAGCAGAUGCUGCAUCUCAACAGAAUGAUGCAUGACUUCAUUGACGUGGCUGAAGUUGGCCCUUCCGCUAGUCCCGAACAGGAGAGUACGUGGCGUGUCUGGACUAUGGCACAUCUGGAGCUUCAGAACAAAGCUCUUGCUGCUCAUAAAGUCAAUAUUCGCGAACGUGCAAUGAAGCCUAUCAGCGAGGUCUGGGAUCAAUGGGUGCAACCCCAGAAGCUCAUGGAGCAACGCAAGAAACUGUUGCUCAGCUAUGCCAAAUACAAACAGAUGGUAGAACGCAAGGAAAAGAUAGAUCCCAAACUCGAAGAAGCUGCCAAGGACUUCUUGACCAUCAACGACUCCUUGAAGCUGGAAUUACCAAGGCUUUACGAACUCACCAAGAAAGUCAUCCGAGUGACAGAGAUAAUCUUCCUGGGUAUCCAGAAAGAUUGGUACAAGAUAUGCUCGAAGAAGAUUCUCCCACUCUUGGAAAAAGAGCCGCAACACACGACAUCAAUCACUUUUGACUUGAAAACAUACACCGAGCAGUUCAAUUCCGACUAUCGCCAAGUAGAAACCAAGGCUCAGAACAUGCAUAUCAUCAACCACGAAUUACUCCCAAACCAUGCCUCUCCAGCUCAUACCUUCUACUCUGAUGAUGGGUCAUCUCGCAAGUCUUCGUCUCGACGCACAGAAUCUAUCGGAAGCGAAUACUCGUCGUUGGAAAAGCAACGGAAUCGCAGCAGCGGAGGUUACGCCAGUAUGCGAUCCAACGUCCGAUCCUAUGAUGGUCACCCGCCACGUUCAUCCCCUGCAGCACCUUACACCGGUGGCUCCGCCUUACCCAGCCCAACCACACCUGGCCCUGCCAAUCCAUAUAGCCGUGCCGCCGAGCGAGCCAUCAGCCCAUCGUACUCGCAGGCCAGCGAGAGCACCGUCACUUCCCGAGGUCGUUCCUCCAGCGGCCGGCAACCCCCCGCCUGGGGUCUGGACGGCGCAUUGGAUAAUAUGCAAUUCGCCCAACCUCCCUCAGCCGGGCCCUCUUUCCUCAACACCGCCGGCUUUCCAACCAGCAACUCCAACACCCUCGUCUCCUCCACACCGGGCUCAACACGCACUUCAGGUGUGUUUAAUUCUGCGCUUCCCAUGUCCGAUGCCCCUGCCGAGCUUUCAGCCACAUCGACCAACGACCCAGAUGCUGAGGUCGAGGUGCUCUUCUUGGCUGCUAGUCUAUUUGAGUUCAACAUUGCGCACGAUCGCCGCGAGGGCGGCAUCCCAUAUUUGGUCUAUGUACCUGGCGAGAUCUUUGACGUCAUUGGUAUGAAGGGCGAGUUGUGGUUGGCGAGAAACCAGGACGAUCCUACCAAGACGGUGGGUUGGAUUUGGGAGAAGCACUUUGCGAGGAUCUUGCCGGAUGAAGCUUGA
Periconia digitata is the source of this 5442-nucleotide messenger RNA. Lineage: Eukaryota; Fungi; Ascomycota; Dothideomycetes; Pleosporales; Periconiaceae. The record is from the annotation of a GenBank genome assembly.